AUGGACGAGUCCCCAGACUACCCGAGGAAACCCCACCGAUUGGAGCCCAGUCUCAGGGUCUGCCUGGAGCAACUGCAUCAGCUCAGUGUAUUUUGCAGGAAAUUGGAUGCAGACACUUAUGAGAAUGACCCAGAAUUAGAAAAGAUCCACAAAGAAAGAAACUACUCCUGGGUGGACAUAAUCACAGUAUGCAGAGUGCAACUACCAAACUAUGAAGAAAAGGUUAAAAUAUUUUAUGAGGAACAUUUACAUUUGGAUGAUGAAAUUCGUUAUAUCUUGGAUGGGAGUGGUUAUUUUGAUGUAAGAGAUAAAGAGGAAAAGUGGAUUCGGAUUUUCAUGGAGAAAGGAGACAUGAUAACCUAUGUAAAAGCAAUGCAGCUAUUUGUUGGAGAGCCAGUGUGGACAGCCUACAACCAGCCUGCUGACCAUUUUCACACUUGA
Messenger RNA from Echinops telfairi (small Madagascar hedgehog), 441 nucleotides. Its product is annotated as 1,2-dihydroxy-3-keto-5-methylthiopentene dioxygenase-like. The record is from RefSeq and is a predicted model, not a curated record. Bases 1 to 441 code for a protein of 146 amino acids. The transcript has a single exon. Gene Ontology annotation, molecular function: acireductone dioxygenase [iron(II)-requiring] activity. Gene Ontology annotation, biological process: L-methionine metabolic process. Lineage: Eukaryota; Metazoa; Chordata; Mammalia; Afrosoricida; Tenrecidae.